This is a messenger RNA of Pollicipes pollicipes, 549 nucleotides long. RefSeq lists its product as uncharacterized. The transcript has 4 exons. The record is from RefSeq and is a predicted model, not a curated record. NCBI's taxonomy places the organism in Eukaryota, Metazoa, Arthropoda, Thecostraca, Pollicipedomorpha, Pollicipedidae. The coding region runs from base 1 to 549 and encodes 182 amino acids.
AUGACUGCCACCCGCUCCUGGCGUGAGCGCGGCUGCUUCUGUGACCCCGAGUGCGCGCGCUACGGCGACUGCUGCCGCGACGCGCCGGCAGCGGCCGCGGUGCCCGGGGCCUUCUCGUGCCGCCCGGCGGUGCCGCUGACGCCGCUGCCCGCCGCCGCAGCACCGCCGGGCCACUGGUACAUGCGCGACGCCUGUCCGCGCGGCGCCGCGGCGCACCGGCUCUGUGAGCGGCCGACCUCUGCGCGUGUGGACCCGCUGGCCGCCCUGCCGGUGACCAGCCGCGACUCGGGCGUCACCUACCGCAACGUGUACUGCGCCAUCUGUCACGGCGACACGGCGCGGCUGGAGUUUUGGCGCGUGCGUGCCACCUGCCCAGCCGUGUCCGAGUCGCUGGACGCGGCGGCCGUGCUGGAGUACGGUGUGUGCCCUGCCCGGCCAGAAGCUGACAGGCUCAACCUGAUGGCAAAACAGCUGCCCCAGGUGGCGCCGGGCAGACCGCUGGGCGCGAGGCAGCUGCAGGAGGACGCGACCUCAGUGACGAAGAACUAG